Endocarpon pusillum Z07020 is the source of this 597-nucleotide messenger RNA. RefSeq lists its product as uncharacterized. The record is from RefSeq and is a predicted model, not a curated record. NCBI's taxonomy places the organism in Eukaryota, Fungi, Ascomycota, Eurotiomycetes, Verrucariales, Verrucariaceae. The transcript has a single exon. The coding region runs from base 1 to 597 and encodes 198 amino acids.
AUGCAAUGUCUAACAGCACCAACACGCCGUGAAAUCGACAAAGCCCAUGCGAAGAGUAUCUGGCUCGAGAUAGGAGUCCAUUCAGUCCGCAACCUUCUACACGUAUCGCCCGGCAAGGCUGUAUUGUGGCUGGCUCUUCUUGUCAGCACAUUCCCCUUACAUCUGCUCUGGAACUCUGCGGUCUUUACCACAACGAAUUUCAACGACUACAGCGGUCUGGUGGUCACCAACGAUUUCUUAGUCAGUAACAGCAGUCUUGGAAUUGACUGCUCAGAGCAAGCUAUGGACGAGUAUAUCCAGAAUGACCGGUCAAGCUAUGUGGUCUGCUGGCUACACCAGCACGUACAGCAGAACAGCACAAGCAUGAUUAAAAUGACUCCCGAGCAAUGUAUGACUGCGUACGCGACUGGAAUUGAAGCCAGCAACUUCAAUUUCCUUGCCGUGACUAAAGAUGCAACAAUCAAAGAGCAAUCCAAGCAGUUUCGCCCGGGCAACGCUACCUUACCAGUUGUGGCCUACUUCAACACGCUUAACUAUACUGACCUGGUAGAUAGUUGGUGCAGGGGCCUCUGUCACAAUUGGGGUAACAACCCGUAA